This is a messenger RNA of Torulaspora delbrueckii, 2013 nucleotides long. It is a transcript of the gene SRB4, whose product is annotated as Srb4p. Gene Ontology annotation, molecular function: transcription coregulator activity. Gene Ontology annotation, cellular component: mediator complex; core mediator complex. The record is from RefSeq and is a predicted model, not a curated record. Bases 1 to 2013 code for a protein of 670 amino acids. NCBI's taxonomy places the organism in Eukaryota, Fungi, Ascomycota, Saccharomycetes, Saccharomycetales, Saccharomycetaceae. The transcript has a single exon. Gene Ontology annotation, biological process: regulation of transcription by RNA polymerase II.
AUGUCUGAGGGUGCAGAUGAUUCCAGAGAAGUGAAUAAAGCCAUUGAAGAGGGCAUCCAGUUGGCAUUGGAUCCAAAUCUCAUAUCACUUCCUUUGAAUGGGUCGACCGCGACUUCUCAACCAGCAACAGCCACGGCGAAUUCAACGGAUGCAGAUAGUUUGAAAGAUGCAAAUGUAAAUCCAGGCGAUGCCGAUCCUUCAAAAGGCAAGCCACCAAAUGGCAAGCCUUUGUUUAAGAAUCCAUACGAAAUUUUUGGGCAGAUGCCAAUGCAACAACUGGUGCCUCUGUUACUGCAACAGCGAGGACCUGGCUUCAAAUUUGCAGAUCUAUCGGAGGAAGGGCUGAUCAAUGAAAUUGAAUCGAGUCAAGAUAAUUCAGAGCAAGCGGCUAAUGACAAUUCCACAAGCGAUUUCACAAUGAUUGCCGAGGAUGACGAAAGUUUGACAGACAACGCAAAUAAACCUCCUAUUGACGAAGAUUCGAAAUUAGAUCUCCAACAGAAGGAAGAUGCUUCUCGAGCAAAGUUUGAAAAUGAGGCGGAAGCAAUGACCCAGGAACAGUUCGUGGGAAUUCGUAAAAGCAUGAUAGAGCAUGUUGACCUUGCCCUCAACGAAUCAUCAUUAGCCCUAGAAUUUUUGUCAUUGCUGCUCUCUUCCGUCAGAGAGUCAGCUGCAACAGCUUCGAUGUCACCAUUUUUGAGAAAGACAGCUCCAGUGGGUUCAUUGAAUAGCGACAAGGUACCAUUAGUACCGCACACGCACGAGGAAAAGACAAAUGCUGAGAUUCUAAGUAGAGGUUGGAAACUGAGAAGUUUAAAUGAGUCCCGUUUGCUUCUAAAGGAAAAGUAUAUGCUCCUCAAUGAGAUAAUGACAAAAGAACAUCUUUAUUGGAGCAAUAUCGCAAGGCACAUAAGCAACAAAGACGUUAUAUUCAAAAUGAGAGACAAGAACAAUAGGACCCGUUUACUUGGAAUUAAGUAUGGUUAUGAGGACUCUGGCUCCAAUUACAGACAUGACAGAGGAGUAGCUGUUCUAAGGAACAACCCCGAACAAAAUAAAUUGGAAUUAGAGCCUUUUUCGGGAGCAGAUGCUGGUGGGUCGCUUAAUAAUGAAAGAUUCGUUCGAGUGCGAAUAUUCACCAAAAUAGCUUCUGAAGAUGAUUACAUCUUAACAGGAGAGAGUUCAGUGAGUGAAGUAUUGUUCAGUGCCGACAGUGGAAUAGACGAUUUAGAGGAUGUCAAAAACCAAAUCAAGAGACUUAAGGCAUUUGCGUUCGAGCAAGAGCUAAUGUACCAGCUAAAGAAAGAAAGCUCACUGCUGAUCUCAUAUGGUGUGACUAUUGAAAACGAGAACAAAGUAGUCAUGGAGUUACCUAAUGAGAAGUUCGAAAUGGAACUUGUUUCGCUUGAUGAUGAUUCGGUGGUUAAUCACGUUCAAGAUGCACCAAAAGUCAAUGACAAACGUGCCACAUUGACGUUAGUUACACUAAGGUUGUUGCUCAUUGCCAUGUUCAAGAAAAACUUGAAGCAAAGACUGACCUCUUUAGGCAAAGCAUCCCCGAAAGGAGCUAAGGAUAUCCUACUGCUGCGACCUCUGCUAGGUAGGCUCAGACAUCACAACUACAAGAUAUUACUAAGAAAAAUAGUGAAGGAUUACAUUUUAGAUGUAGCAGAGAACGCGACGAUGAGGGAGACAGCUGUGCGUUCCCCAAGUUUGAUUGAACAAAACGAGCUUGAUUUCAAUGUUGCCAAGCUAUCCAAAGAAAUCAACGCCUUCAGUGGACUGCUGAAUAUAUGCAAAACCAAAUUUGAAAUCAACCUGCCUGAUAAUGGAGAAUUAAGACUGGUACUGGAGAGUCCCAAUUAUUGUAAUGCGGUGGUAACCGUUACCUACGUCAAUAAAGCGAAGGAUGUAUCUUUCGAUACAAACUUUUCUGAAUUCAAAGAGAUUGAAGAAUUCUUGCACUUCAUCUUCAUAGAAUAUAUUAAAAACAAGGAUGGUGUCAAAGAGUGA